AUGUGUCUCCGUGCUCUGUGCUGGGUGUCCCUAGCAACCUGCGUGGUUUGGGGGCACCCAUCCUCACCACCUGUGGUGGACACUGUUCAUGGCAAAGUCCUGGGGAAGUAUGCCAGCUUAGAAGGAUUCACACAGCCUGUGGCUGUCUUCCUGGGAGUCCCCUUUGCCAAGCCUCCUCUUGGAUCCCUGAGGUUUGCUCCACCACAGCCUGCAGAACCUUGGAGCUUUGUGAAGAACGCCACCUCCUACCCUCCUAUGUGCUCCCAAGAUGCAGUGAAAGGGCAGAGGGUCAAUGACCUCCUAACCAACAGAAAGGAGAAAAUUCAUCUCGAGUUUUCCGAAGACUGUCUCUAUCUGAAUAUUUACACUCCUGCCGACUUGACAAAGAGCAGCCGGCUGCCGGUGAUGGUGUGGAUCCACGGAGGUGGACUGACAUUGGGUGGGGCGUCCACCUAUGAUGGACUGGCCCUCUCUGCACAUGAAAAUGUGGUAGUGGUGACCAUUCAGUACCGCCUGAGCAUCUGGGGAUUCUUCAGCACAGGAGAUGAACACAGCCGGGGAAACUGGGGUCAUUUGGACCAGGUGGCUGCACUGCGCUGGGUUCAAGACAACAUUGCCAACUUUGGAGGGGACCCAGACUCUGUGACCAUCUUUGGAGAGUCAGCAGGAGGUUUCAGUGUCUCCGUUCUUGUGUUGUCUCCCUUGGCUAAGAACCUCUUCCACAGGGCCAUUUCUGAGAGUGGUGUGAUUAUCACUCCCGGUUUGUUUACCACAGAUGUCAGGACAAUCACUGAGAAAGUUGCUGUCAUGGCUGGGUGCAAAACCACCACAUCUGCUGUCCUUGUUCACUGCCUGCGCCAGAAGACGGAGGACGAGCUCUUGGAGGUCAUGCAGAAAAUGAGUCUGUUUAAACUCAAUUUACAAGGAGACACCAAAGAGAGCAAUCCUUUUUUACCAACUGUGCUUGAUGGAAUGGUGCUGCCAAAGACACCAGAAGAGAUCCUGGCCAAGAAGAAUUUCAACACUGUGCCCUACAUUGUGGGAAUCAACAAGCAAGAGUUUGGCUGGCUUCUGCCAACAAUGAUGGGAUUUCCACAAACUGAUGUAAAAUGGGACAGGAAGAUGGCCAUCACAUUCCUGCAGAAAUUGUCUCCCAAUUUGGGAAUACAUGAGGAUGCAGUUCCCGUUGCCUUUGAGAAGUAUGUAAGAGGUAGCAAUGAGCCAGACAAAAUUAGAGACGGAAUCUUGGAGUACGUUGGAGAUGUGACAUUUUGUAUCCCAUCAGUGAUUGUGGCUCGUGGUCACAGAGAUACUGGCGCUCCAACCUACAUGUAUGAGUUUCAGUACCAUCCAAGCUUCUCAUCACACGCGAGACCCAAGAACGUAGUCGGAGAUCACGGAGAUGAAGUCUACUCUGUAUUGGGUGCCCCCAUUUUAAGAGGCGGCACCUCUGAAGAGGAGAUCCGUCUCAGCAGGAUGGUGAUGAAAUUCUGGGCCAACUUUGCUCGAAAUGGGAACCCUAAUGGCGAAGGGCUGCCCCACUGGCCAGAGUAUGAUCAGAAGGAAGGCUACCUGAAGAUUGGUGCUACUACUCAGCAAGCCCAGAGACUGAAAGGGGAAGAAGUGACUUUGUGGACUGAGCGCCUGACCAAGAAACAACUCCAGCCAGACCACAGUGAGCUGUGAAUGCAAG
Messenger RNA from Chionomys nivalis (European snow vole), 1693 nucleotides. RefSeq names its product carboxylesterase 1F-like. Gene Ontology annotation, cellular component: endoplasmic reticulum; lipid droplet. Gene Ontology annotation, molecular function: carboxylic ester hydrolase activity. The record is from RefSeq and is a predicted model, not a curated record. Bases 1 to 1686 code for a protein of 561 amino acids. NCBI's taxonomy places the organism in Eukaryota, Metazoa, Chordata, Mammalia, Rodentia, Cricetidae. Gene Ontology annotation, biological process: lipid catabolic process. The transcript has 14 exons.